GUCGAUGUGGAAGCACGUUUGCGCCGCCGGUCGACAUUCACAGUGAGCGUGAGAGGGUUUUCCGUGGGCUUUAAGUGUCUGUGGCUGGUUUCUUGGACUUGUCUUGGACUAUCGCGCGCUUGUGGUGUUUUUUUCGUCAGUUCCAAACUGUGCUCCGCAGCCGAAAUACGCGCGGUCGAAGGCUGAAAUGUGUUGUUACUCGAUGCGUUGCACACAGUGACGAGAAAUUAGUUUCGAGAGGUGCUUUUAUUUUUUCACGUGAAUGUUUCUUGUGUGGUGAGACAACAUCCUCGGCAAAUAUCAUCACGGAGGAGUUUCCAAGACCCAAAAGAAAGAGUGAGAGAGAGAUAUUGAGGCAGUUUCGAGAGGCCAGCGAUCAACGUACGGAUUUCAUUUGAGCUCAUCAAUGACACAUUUGUAGGAGAACAGCUGUAUUAAGAUGAAUCGCUCUGUGGCAAUUUACUGCAUCCUCUUUGGCCUGAGCUGCAGCUGGAUCACGACUUUGGCCCAGUCAAAUUAUGCAUCGCAUGCAAAUAACGUGGAGUACCAGGGCGAAGGACUGCCCGAGGAAGCCACUCUGGACGGAAAGGUAACCAAAUUGGACGAUCUCAGCCCGAUAAUUUUCCUCAAUCGAACCAAAGCUGCGCUCAACUGCGGCGCAGGAUCAAUGCAAGUGGAUCUCAAGUUCAACGAGAAGUUUUACGGAAUUGCGUAUGCAGACUUCGAUCGGAACAGCGCUUGUCAGAUCCUUGGCAAAGGAGAUCUCAGCUAUAAGCUAGAACUGCCCCUCAAAGGAUGUGGCACGAAGCAGGAACCGCAACGAGUGUUCACGAACAACAUCGUUGUGAGAUUUCAUCCUGGUCUGGAGAUGGACGGUGAUGAGAUUAUAACAAUUGUCUGCCGAUAUCCUCCGCCUGUGGCGCCAAUUCCUGCAGGAUUGCCUGCGCCAAUUUUCAACGACGUGGCGCCGGCUUCGAUUAUAGAGGCGCCGCUGAAGGGCAUCCAGAUUCUCCUGAUCAUAUGCGCCAUCAUGUUCCUCACGCUGCUCCUCCUCGGCCUGGGCGUCUCGUACUACUGCCUCCGUCGACGGCCAGUCACUGUCGUGCGACGUCUGCCCAUGUCGAUGGGCAGCGGAUCGGAGAUCACGAAACUCAGCGGCAGCAGUCUGGGCAACAUCAGCGCCUUUGAGGGCCUCAAGAUCCCUCGCGCUCAUGCGCCUCUGGCUGCAGUCCACAGUUCCUCAGGCAGCGACGGACCACUCAUCUCUGACACCAUUCCGUCCGACUAUCCCAGCGAGAGUCACUCGGAGAUUGAGGAGGUGGACACGCGAUCACUGCCAGUCAGCUCCACGGGGAGCUUCGAGAACCGCGCCUUCGUGCAGGACAACUCCAGCAUUUACAGCGAACACUAUGGCCACACGCAGGAGUUCCAGGCGGCCAAUGCCGUGGCGCAGGCGUCCAUGGUGCCUCGCUUGCCGCUCGCCGUGAAGGAGUCCUCGCCCAAGUUCGACGUUCAGGUGCGCGUGAAGAGAGCGGCUCCACCGCCGCCGGCUUCGCUGUCCUCGGACACCGACAGCGUGGCCAACAGUCGCAUUGAGCGCAACAACUUGUCCACGAUUAUGGAGAGUCACGAGGAUCGCGACAGCAUUCUCACCAUUGAUUCACUGCCUCAGGAUGUGGCGCACAGUCAAUUCACGUACGUGCCCGAGCUGCAUCCCGCUCCUCGUCACGUGCAGGCGCCGCCGGUAUUCUCGCGCAUCGUGCGGAAGCAGCAGGAGAUUGUGCAGCGCCAGGAGCGCCCGUGGCCAGAGGACAUUGUGGAUGCGCCGCCGUCAAUCCCCGACACGCGCAGCAUUGCGUCGCUGGGCACCGAGAUGACAGACACUCACUCCAUCGGCGAGAUGAUGGACUCAUCUCACCUGUACCCCAUCAGCAGUUACCGCUCCUCGGUGCACAUGGAGAACACCGAGGCGUUGCCAGAGCCGCCAAUCCACGUGAUGCGCAAACCCGAGAUUACCUCACACGUGGUGGACGAUGUGUUCCUGCGCACCAUCACGGAGAAGAAGACCAUCGAGGACAUCGAGCAGUACAAGCGGAAGGUGACUGAGUACGCAUCGGCGAAGCCACUGCCCGAUCCCACGUGGGAUGUGACCAUUCGCAAGUACGCCGAAGAGGGCAAUCAGCCGCAGUGGGAGGACUUCUCUGACAGAUCCUCCAGCAUUUCCGGUGUGCCGCUGACGCCGCAAAUGGAGCGCGCGCCGCCGGUGAAUGUGCCGCCGAUGCCGUACUUGGAUGAGUCAGGAGAGAAGCUGCGCAGCCCCGAACUAGUCGGAAACAUGAAGCCCAUUGAAUUGCCGCCGGAGGACAAGACUGUGCCGAAUUGGGACGUCCUGAUCCGCAUCCUGGAGCCGGAGGUGACCGAAAUUGACGAUCGCACAUCCACAGAGUCACCAGUGAGCUUCCUCACGCGCCAACUCAGCUACGAGGACAAGACCAAGUGGAAGGAGAUCAUCACGACGGAAUCCACACUUCGCACAAUGCUGACCGAGGCUGUGGUGAAGGAGGACUUUGAGCGCAUCCGCAGUGACUCGCGCUACGAGAAUCUCUUCGAGCCACAAUCCUGGGACGUGAUCAUUCGCAUCCUGGCGCCGCCCGAGGAGGACGUUGAGCUGCGCAAUGCGAAGCGGUUCAAGAAGAAGGAGGCCUGGGACACCCGAUCGCGGCGCAGCUCCCUUCCCACUCUGUACGAGUACGACAGCGAUGGUGGGUCGUCCGUGAGGACCAUCGGCCAGGAUCCCAGCCAGCCGAUCUCCAUGCAGCUGCAGCAGCACCGCUCCAGGCGCACAUCUCGCUCCUCGUCCACCUAUCGCUCUGACAAUGUGGACAUGCGAUCCAUGUCCGAGAUGACAGUGGACUUCGGCCGUCCGGACCACCUGGACAACACCUCCGACGCCAGCAGCCACUACCCCAAUCGAUACUACGAAGACGAUCCCUACGAUCGACGAUCGCUGCAGCGCUCGCUCAGCCAACCUAGUCUCGCGCGCUCCGCCAGCGAAUUCACCGAGCGCUGGGUGGCGCCCGACACCGGCUCCGACAUGUCCUCGCCCGAGCAGACGCCCAAGUUCCGCCGCUCGCGACGACUUAUGACGACUUUCCAGCAGCUUCCGAGCGGCAGCGGAAGUGGUCAGCAAGGACACGUCGUGGCGCAGGCGCAAUAUGUGGAGCAGAGGACGAGCUACCAGGCGUCCGGUUCGACGGCUCCGCAGGAUUGGUACGGCGACCAGGGCAGAAUCUAG
Messenger RNA from Phlebotomus argentipes, 3295 nucleotides. RefSeq lists its product as uncharacterized. NCBI's taxonomy places the organism in Eukaryota, Metazoa, Arthropoda, Insecta, Diptera, Psychodidae. The coding region runs from base 440 to 3295 and encodes 951 amino acids. The transcript has 7 exons. The record is from RefSeq and is a predicted model, not a curated record.